AUGCACAACAGGACUGACGAGGAGCUCUUCUGGAGGGCGUCCAUGGUGCCCAGGGUCGCCCGCGUGCCAUGGCGGAUCGUGCCCAAGGUGGCCUUCCUGUUCCUCGUGAGGAGGGACCUGCCGCUGCGGCCGUUGUGGGAGAAGUUCUUCGUCGGGCACGAGGGGCUCUACUCCAUCUACGUCCACGCCAGCCCCGCCUACACCAGCUUGCCGCCGGCAGACUCCGUCUUCCACGGCCGCAUGAUCCCAAGCCAGAACACCAGCUGGGGCGACAUGAACCUGGUGGACGCGGAGCGGCGACUGGUGGCGACGGCGCUGCUGGACCUCGCCAACGCGCGGUUCACGCUGCUGUCGGAGUCGUGCGUCCCUCUCCUGUCCUCCCCGGCCGUCUACGCCUUCCUCACCGGCUCCAACGCCAGCUUCGUCGACAGCUACGUCGACGGCGCGCGGCACGCCCCCUUCUUCACCCAACGCAACGUCAGCCUCGCCCAGUGGCGCAAGGGGUCACAGUGGUUCGAGAUGGACCGAGCGAUCGCCGUGGAGGUCGUCGCCAAGGAGCGGUUCAUGGCCGUGUUCCGCGGUCACCACGGCGUCGCCAACAUGGAAGAGCACUACCUGCCGACACUGGUGACCCUGCUCGGCUGGGGCGCGCGCAACGCGAACCGGACCCUCACGUACGCCAAAUGGCGGGCGGGAGCCUGGCACCCGGUGAGCUAUGGCGGGACGGUCGUCACGGCAGAGCUGCUGGAGGGGAUGAGGCGAGGGAACGGGGAGUGCGGCUACCGUGGGGGCGGCGGGGCCGUUGAGUUCUGCUUCAUGUUCGCGCGCAAGUUCUCCGGGGACGCGCUCGGCAAGCUGCUCGAGCUGGCUCCUAAGGUCAUGGGGUUCGGCUGA
This is a messenger RNA of Triticum turgidum subsp. durum (durum wheat), 894 nucleotides long. Lineage: Eukaryota; Viridiplantae; Streptophyta; Magnoliopsida; Poales; Poaceae. The record is from the annotation of a GenBank genome assembly.